Messenger RNA from Teleopsis dalmanni, 1894 nucleotides. RefSeq names its product nucleolar protein 56 (gene Nop56). The record is from RefSeq and is a predicted model, not a curated record. NCBI's taxonomy places the organism in Eukaryota, Metazoa, Arthropoda, Insecta, Diptera, Diopsidae. The transcript is spliced from 3 exons. Gene Ontology annotation, cellular component: small-subunit processome; box C/D methylation guide snoRNP complex. Gene Ontology annotation, molecular function: snoRNA binding. The coding region runs from base 165 to 1661 and encodes 498 amino acids.
UUGUGAUCAAGAGUGUCGUAUUCAUAUAUAUGUUGUACAGUACGUUCAAAAACCUCUAAAGCAGCGAACGAAAUCUGAACACACGUGGUAAGCAUUGUGCGUACCAGUUCAACUCUCAGGGUUUAUUUAUAAAUUGGAUCCAGUGUAUUUUCUUUUAAAUAAAUAUGACGAGUCUUUAUGUGCUCUACGAGCACGCGGCAGGUUAUUCGCUGUUCUCCGUGAAGGAGUUUGAGGAAGUUUCAAUGUUUUUACCUCAAGUUGAGUCUUCAGUGACUGAUAUUGGUAAAUUUAAUUCAAUCGUAAAACUGGCAGGCUUCGCACCCUUCAAAACUGCAAUAGCUGCUUUAGAAAACAUUAAUGCCAUUUCGGAGGGCAUAGUUCCAGAGUCAUUGUUAGUGUUUUUGGACGAUUUCUUUUCCAAGCUUAAAAAGAAAAAAUGUACGCUUGGUAUUGCUGAUGCAAAGUUAGGUGCAGCCAUUACAGAGUCUGUUGGUGUGCAAUGCAGUCAUUUUGGUGUCGUUCCUGAAAUAAUACGUGGUAUACGGUUCCAUUUCCAUAAGCUGGUUAAAGGAUUUACUGAUAAAUCUGCGGGUGUUGCGCAGCUUGGUUUGGGCCAUAGUUAUUCGCGUGCUAAAGUCAAGUUCAACGUACAUCGUUCAGACAAUAUGAUCAUUCAAGCUAUUGCACUACUUGAUCAACUUGAUAAAGACGUCAAUACAUUUUCUAUGCGUAUAAGAGAAUGGUAUUCUUAUCACUUCCCAGAAUUGGUUAAAAUUGUCCCAGAUAAUCAUAUGUUUGCCAAAGCAGCAAAAUUUAUCAAGGAUAGAAAGUCUCUAACACAAGACAAAUUAGAAGAACUUGAAGAAAUUGUUAUGGAUUCGGCAAAAGCGCAAGGUAUAAUUGAUGCAGCAAAAAUGUCAAUGGGUAUGGAUAUAUCCAUAGUUGAUUUGAUGAAUAUUGAAAUGUUCGCUGAGCGUGUCGUCAAAUUAUCAGAGUAUAGAAAGAAAUUGGCUACGUACUUACAUUCAAAAAUGGAGUGUGUUGCUCCAAAUUUGCAAUCGUUAAUUGGUGACCAAGUGGGGGCCAGACUUAUAUCUCAUGCAGGUAGUUUAACAAAUUUAUCUAAAUAUCCUGCAUCAACAGUACAAAUAUUGGGCGCUGAAAAAGCACUCUUCCGUGCAUUAAAAACACGUUCUAAUACACCUAAAUAUGGUUUAAUAUAUCAUUCCUCGUUCAUUGGACGUGCUGGAUUAAAAAACAAAGGACGUAUAUCACGUUUCUUAGCUAAUAAAUGCUCAAUAGCAUCGCGUAUUGAUUGCUUUAUGGAUCAGCCUACAUCGAUAUUUGGUGAAAAUCUAAAGCAACAAGUUGAAGAUCGUUUGAAGUUCUAUGAAUGUGGAGAGGUUCCUAGGAAAAAUAUUGAUGUAAUGAAAGAAGCUAUUGCUGCAGUAAAAGAAGAAGCUGUGCAAGUAGCCGAUGCCAAGGCUUUAAAGAAGAAAAACAAAAAGAAGAAACGUAAGUUAGAAGAAGCUGCUGAGGAAGAAGUGAAACCUAAUGGAAAUUCCGUUGAAGAAACCGCAGUUGCAGCCGAAGAAAAUGGUGUUGGAGAACCAAAGAAGAAGAAAAAGAAGAAGAACAAGAAUAAGGAAAAAGAAGAGUAAACUACUACCAACGUAUGUGAAAUGAUGAAUAAGAAAUUUAUGCAAUUAAAAUAAAUUAAAUAACAAAUGAAGUUUAGGUACGUAUUAGUUUAAAAAUACAAAAUGCAGUUACAAUAAUAAUUUUGCUUUUAAAAAAAGUUGAUAGAAUAAGAAUUUCUGUUUUUACUAUACGACUGUAUUUUACAAUUAAGAUAAGAUUUGAACACUUCGUUACAUGUAAAUAAAUAUGUAAU